This is a messenger RNA of Oreochromis niloticus (Nile tilapia), 10804 nucleotides long. RefSeq names its product leucine rich repeat containing 4Ba (gene lrrc4ba). The record is from RefSeq and is a predicted model, not a curated record. Lineage: Eukaryota; Metazoa; Chordata; Actinopteri; Cichliformes; Cichlidae. Gene Ontology annotation, cellular component: postsynaptic density membrane; plasma membrane; glutamatergic synapse. Gene Ontology annotation, biological process: synaptic membrane adhesion; positive regulation of synapse assembly; regulation of presynapse assembly. Gene Ontology annotation, molecular function: signaling receptor binding.
AGGGAGAGAGAUGGGCUGGAGAGAAGAACCUGCAGAGGAAGAAGGGUGGAGAAAUCAGCAGAGGAGUAACUCCUGGGUUCUUCUCACUUCACAAAAAGCCUCACUCGAAUCCCCCGACAGCACCAGAAAAAAAGGGAAUAACAUCUGUUUAUCUGCAUAUUUCUAUGUUCAAAAAACAAGAGGGAAAAACACAGAGAUCGACGGAGGACACGGAACAUCUCAGAGGAUGCGGAAUUAGAAAGAACAAAUUGCCACUGGAGGACAAAAGGGAAAGGAAACCUUUUCUAACAGAUCCACCAGUGUGGAGUCACCUCACCUGUACCUUCGGAUUAAAGAGCAGGGUCAUGUCCCAGUUGCCAUGCGCAUCGCCACGCUGACCUGCCUUCCCGGCCCCUCCCUCCUCUUUCUAUUGGCCCAGCUGCUGCUGCGGCUCCUCCUCCCUGGGCCGGAGUUAGUGGGAGCCGCCUCCACCUGCCCCUCCCUGUGCACCUGCUCCAACCAGGCCAGCCGAGUCAUCUGCACCAGGCAAAACCUGGAGGAGGUGCCAGAAAGCAUAUCAGUCAACACGCGAUACCUCAACCUGCAGGAGAACUCAAUACAGGUUAUCAAGUCGGACACAUUCAAGCACUUGAGGCACCUUGAAAUCCUCCAGCUGUCCAAGAAUCAGAUACGUCAGAUUGAAGUUGGAGCAUUCAAUGGCCUGCCCAACCUCAACACGCUGGAGCUCUUUGACAACCGCCUCACGCUGGUGCCAUCACAUGCCUUUGAGUACCUCAGCAAGCUGCGGGAGCUGUGGCUGCGCAACAACCCCAUCGAGACUCUGCCAGGCUAUGCCUUCCACCGUGUGCCCUCGCUACGUCGCCUGGACCUGGGUGAGCUCAAGAAGUUGGAUUUCAUCUCUGAUGCAGCGUUUGUUGGCCUCAUCAAUCUGCGGUACCUAAACCUGGGCAUGUGUGGGCUGAAAGACAUUCCCAAACUAACAGCCCUUGUACGCUUGGAAGAGCUGGAGCUGUCAGGAAAUAGGCUGGAGAUCAUCCGUCCCGGCUCCUUCCAAGGCUUGGUUUCUCUUCGCAAGCUGUGGCUAAUGCACUCACAGGUUUCCGUCAUUGAGCGCAAUGCCUUUGAUGACCUGAAAAACCUGGAAGAGCUCAACUUAUCCCAUAAUUCCCUCCACUCCUUGCCCCACGAUCUCUUCACACCCCUUCACCAGCUAGAGAGGGUACACCUUAACCACAACCCCUGGGUGUGCAACUGCGAUGUGCUUUGGCUUAGUUGGUGGUUGAAAGAGACGGUGCCGAGCAACACCACCUGCUGCGCUCGUUGCCAUGCUCCACCAUUCUUAAAAGGCAAAUACAUUGGAGAGCUUGACCAGAGCCACUUCACAUGCUAUGCGCCCGUCAUUGUGGAGCCACCUACAGACCUCAAUGUCACCGAGGGUAUGGCUGCCGAGCUGAAGUGUCGAACGAGCACAUCCACAACAUCCGUCAACUGGAUCACCCCUAAUGGCACUCUCAUGACCCACGGCUCCUACCGCGUGCGGAUAUCAGUCCUGCACGAUGGCACGCUCAACUUCACCAAUGUAACCCUGCGAGACACAGGCCAGUACACCUGCAUGGUGACUAACGCUGCUGGCAAUACCACUGCAACCGCUGUCCUCAACGUUACUGCUGCUGAUGUUAGUGUCAACUACACCUAUUUUACAACAGUUACUGUGGAAACUGUGGAUACUGUUGGAGGUAAUGAUUAUGCGUUGGUUGCCAUCAAUGAGACCUUCAUCCGUGUUCCACCUGGCCCCACUCCCUCUGAUUUGUGGCCAGACGGUGUUGCUACCACAGACUCCUCUCUGCCUAUCAGCUGGUCCUCCUCCUCUCCCCGCGCCACUCGACCCACCUUCACUGAGCCUAUCACGGACCCUACCUUAAUGGAUGAUGUGAUGAAGACCACCAAGAUCAUCAUUGGCUGCUUCGUAGCCAUUACCUUCAUGGCAGCCGUGAUGCUGGUGGUGUUCUACAAGCUUAGGAAGCAGCACCAGCUGCACAAACAUCACGGCCCUGCACGUGCCAUCGAGAUCAUCAAUGUGGAGGAUGAGCUCGGCGCUGGGGCCAGUGGCCGGGGCAGCGGCAUCUCAGGGGGAGCCACUGUUACACAGAGUGGAAGCAGUGGAAUUGGAGGUACCCAGAGCCUCAGGCUGCACCACCCAGAGAUAGUCAACCUGCCCAACCUGGCUCGAUCGGAGCACCUCAACCACUACUACAAAACUCAUCACUUCAACAACAACAUGAUGGGCCUGGGCAUGGGCACAGGAUCUGGUGUGGGCCUCAACAACAAUAACAACCCCUCACCAUGCUCUCAGUCACAGAACAUAUCCUGUUCCCAGAUUCCAACCUCCACUGGUGGGGGAACACCGACAGGUGGCACUCUGCCCUCCCCAGUGCCCCUUCCUCAACUGGGUCUCCACAGUUCUCUGAAAGGCCUGAUGGGGAAAGGCCAGAACGAGCCACUACUUUUUAAGAGUGGCUCCAAGGAAAAUGUGCAAGAGACUCAAAUCUGAGUGAAAGUGAGGGUAGAAGUAUGAGGUAAGAGGAAAGGGAUGCUGGAUAGUGACAGUGAUAUAGAAAGUACGCGAAUAUGUGAACUGACUGUAGCCUAUACCGUCCUCAUGGACGGUUUUCAGAAAAAAAAGAUGAAAUUUCUCAUAGUUGCUGCUUUGUAUUGUCAAUCUUGGCAGGUAGAAGCAGAUAGGAAGACUAAAGGAGACAGUACAGCAUCUGAUCAGUCCCACUAAUAGCAUCUGAACAUAACUUUACACUAAGUCAGACACCAACACAUGGAACGAUCACCACAAAAAUCACAGUAGCAACCCGCUAUAGUCUUUGCCAAAGUCCAAGAUCAAGCCAACUCUUAUCACCCAGUGGACAGCUAUGAACAGCAGCCUGUAUGUUUUUUACAGAUAGCUUCGUAUAUUUCCAGACACACUCAGUGUAUAUAUUUAGAGGGAGACAUAAUAUUGGCUACUGAACAUGUUUUCAGAUUAGUGUUUGGCAGAGACUCCGAAUAACAAACAAUGAUUUGGGUGAGCCGUGCUGUCCCAGGUUUCCAGGAAGCACUAAAAUACAGAGCAGAGCAGCGAUACUGUUCAGAACACACGUAUCAGACUAGUACUUUACAGGGAGAGAAAACAACAGCAAUUGUUUUUUCCGAGUGGUUUCACUUCUCUCUCACUUUUUUUCCCUUUCACACUUUACUGGCUACUGUCUUCUUUGAGGGUGGAAAGAAACAGAGUGGGCUAUCAUGGGAGAAGAGAAACCCCGUGGCAUGAAGGACAAAGAGUGAUAUAUUAAAACAAAAAGGACUAAAGUACAUAUUAUAUAUACCGUAAAUAUAUUUUCAUUCAAAGAAAUAAAUUCUAAAGAAUCUUUAUCAAGCUUCUGACUGAAAACUCCGACGUCUGAAGAAUAUAUUAAAAAGAAAAACACACACACAGUUGUUUUAGUGCCCCCCACCCCACUGCCCUCCCCCCCUCCCCUUACUACUUCCCUCAACUUGGAACAAAAUGGCCACUCUGACUGUGCCGCAUACGGACACGUGGGAGAGUGGGGGAAAAAAAAACAACAAAAAAAAGCAAAACAGACAAAGUGUUUGAGUGAAUUUAUUUUGGUCUUGACUUUUUUGUAGCCACAGAGCGUGUUUUCCCCUCUCCUGUCGCAUUCACAUAAACAGGGUCACCGGAGAAGGGACGUGUUUAUGCUCUACUGCGAAAAUAUGAAAUACGACAACGGCUCUCCAUCGUUUGGUACAGCUACAGCCUAGCGGGAGUGUUAAUAAUAAUAAUCGGAACGGUAAUAAUGAUAACAAGGUUUAGCUUUAUUUGUCAUAAUGAACGUUUAAUGAUUAGCACAUGAAAUGACACAAAAUGUUGCACAUGCUGAUUUAGCAUGCUCUACAGACGUCUCCAGAUUUGAUUUCAGUCUAUCAUUUGAGAUUUAUCCAAGGGAUUAUGUUAUCAUUAUUAGCAUUCAUGCGACUAUUAUUAUUACUACUUGUGCCUACAAAUAACUGAAAAGUACUUUUUUUUUCAUUUGUAUAUGACGCUGAAGUUGUUUAUGACUGAUCCUGUUGGACUUCGGCUAAUGAACAGCGGCAGGACGGCGUGCCACUACUCCACAUGCAUCAGCAGGAAAUAACUUGGCCCCCUCUAAAUGGCUUCCUCAGUCCAGUUCUCACCAACUCCUCCAACUGUCUCAAGCAGUCAGGAACCUUCAUGUUUGUCACGCGCUAAAGACAGGACACGAACCUUUGACGAAGACUGCAUCUUUGCAGAGGAUUAUCUCGCAACUGUAUCUCAGUGUUAUCGUGUGUGAGUGGAUUUCAUGGCAGCAGGGAACUACUAAAUGGACGACAGGCAUUGCCAAGCAUUUCUAAAGGUAAGCGAUGCUCGUUCAGUGAAGAGGAAGGAAGUGACGUGCAGUACAGGAAACAGAGAUGGGGGGAAUUUUUUUCUAAAGAAAAAGUACAAUUAAAUGAAAAAAAAUAUAGAACCUUAUAGAUCUCUUUUAAAAAAAAAAAGGAAACAAAACUAUUAUAAUAAGUGUUUUUCAUUUUGGGUUUUUAUCUAGUUUGAUUUUUUUUGUUUUAUUUUUAAAUCAAGUGUUAUCUUUAUUGUAAUAUUGUUAUUGUUAUUAUAAUUAGCUAAUUACACUGGUUAUAAUUAUGAGAGAUGUUCUGUUAGCAGAGGUCACUUUUAAAAUUAAAAAAAACUGGCACAUAAAAUGGCAGUGGAAGUCUGUGAAAUUUGGUGGCUAUAUAUUUUUUUUCUCCUUUAUGUUACAAUCAACUUUAAUUGUAGUAUCACUGUUUGUGUCCCUUUGGCUCUUCUUGAGAUGAGACAUAGCGAAUGUGAAAUGGUCAGCACUGGGUCCUUUUAUUUUCUGCACAGGGGGACAGGAAAGGCCCUGCUCCGGUUUACAAGCUCAAUCACACUCGCUCUGUACUUUUCGUGAAUGUCAUCACCAUCACAGUGCUCAGAGUGCGAUUGCGCUAUGUCAACACCUCAUUGCCAUGACUACACCCUCAGACUAAUGCGCCAAACGCCGUCAGCAUCGGCGCCUCGUAAGGCAGCCGGUCGCCCUCCCCCUCUCCUGUCAGUCUCGUUCCUUUUGAGGUGCCAUAUCUCAACGAGCCGGCCAGUGUUCCUUCAGUGGUAGCAAAUCAACCUGAGCAUUGUGCCCAUGUCCUCACAUAAAACUCCCUCCACCCUCCAACCCUCAGCAUCUUGCCAUCAGGUUUCCCUGGCAACUGUUGCUGCUGCGACAGCCCUUAUCACAGCGUCUUGAUUUGGGUUUCGAAUGCUAAACAGACGAGAGCAGAGGGUAUAGAACUCCUCUUUUUUUUUCCAUGCCAAGUAAUUCACCCCGGUAAUGUUCCUCGUUAAUGUGUUUGGUUUGUUUACACCAGCAACUAUACUUCUCACGCCGCUGACUUUCUCAUAGUGAAUCAUACGAUUUACAUGCCACUCUCCCCUAUGUGUUUAAUUUGCAUAGGCCACCACAUUUAUGCACCCAGCACUUGUGAUUAACACUCAUACCCUGCAUCUCUCAUUAACAUAUUCCUUCCCAAGCACAAGGGAUCCAUAUUCUGCUCACAAGUUAUUUACAUAUUCAUCUGGCUCUGUGUGUGCAAAUAACAGUGAAAUUAUCAUGUGGGCAUGCUGGUGGGUAAGAGUGUGGUGUGUGUGUGCGUGCGCCAGGUUUGUGGCUGAAAGCAAGGACUGUUACAAAAGCUAUUUCCCCCUAAUUCUUCAAAUACUGCGUGCCCUGCCUAUCGCCUGUGGUAGCUCGCCACUUUGGAAAGCGCUGCGUAGCCCCUAUAGCUCCUGUGAAGUGGCACAAACCAGAGGCCAUGUUAUUGAGGCUCGGUGUUAGAGAGAGAGCAGCGGUUGAGCUGGAGACACACAGUCACAGUGCUGCAGUGUCUGAGUCACAGAGCACUGAACACACUCCCAACAAUCUAAUGGAAAUGCUGUGUUUACUGUGCAGGAAGGGACCCGCUCAUUCACCCAUUCGGGGAAUAGGUGAAAAACACCAGAAUAUGUGCGCGUGUGAGUCCAAGCUUGAGUGCGUUUAGUGCAUGUGCAGCUCUGGAUUAUAAAAUGCCCGUUGUACUGUUGUAUAAGGCAAGGAAAUCAGGACAUUUGAAGCGGUACGCUGUUUAUGGCAAGAGAUGUUACACCAUUGUUGAUGCAGCGCUGCUCGGUGUGUGCGCUCCUGCACAGGUGCGUGCGUGCUCAGGUGGGCUUUUGCUAGCUCGGUUGUGUAAAGAGGGGAAGAGGGAGGAGGGGCGGUAAGACCUCCAUUUUAAAUCCCCAGUUUAAACCAGCUCUGUCUGUCUCCCUCUGCUUCAGGCAACUUUUAUGAUCCUCUCACUGACACUUAAAGUAAAAAUACAUUUUUUAAUUUAUUUUUUGCGUAAGCAGCCCCCCCCCCUCUCUGUCUCUCUUUCUCUGCAUAGUAGGAGUGAUGAAACAUCCUCUCGAUCGGGGCGACCUCCUCUUUCACCAAAUCCUCAUCGUCUUUUUAGCUCCCUGUCAAGUUCGGGGUCAAGGGUCAAGAUGAGCAGCAAUUUAUGUUUACCUCACACCUUUAGCCAGCUAAUGAAGGUUAGCGUUUUGGAUUGUGCCAUUUAUUUUUAUUGUUUCGCCCUGGCUCAGGGAAACGCCUGUUGGCGAAGCUUAAGUGAUUUUUAAUGUGCAUUUUCAGUGGCUGUUUUUGUGGUUAAUCACCUUGACGGUGAUGUGACUAGUCAUAACAGUAAUGCUGCACAUGAAGUGAUUUUUGGGCAGCUCGCUUGCGGUGGGUGAGGUUUGCGUAGUUGCAGAUGGGAGGACACUGGUUCAAUCUGCCGCUUGUUGCGACCAGCACUGUUUGAAAACACGGCCUGUCCCCGAGGGCAGCCCUGCACACAUGUUAACCUCAGCACUACAAGCCCCGUGUGAGCACCACGCUGCCUCAUUUCUUUUUAUCAACCCCCCCCCCCCCCCCCCACCACCCCCACCCCUUUAAAAUAGCAGAGAAGUGACAGCCGAACUCAAUGCAUUAUUGAUACACAGGGUGUCAAUGAUGCAUGUGCAGUCACCAGUGCUAAUUUUCUCCACAUUGCAGAGGCCAAAAGCAUCAAACGGGUUGUAAUUUAUAUGCAUCGUUAUUGCUAUUAUUUUUCACACGGCCAUCAAGACGGUCCACGGGAGCCAAAUGUUGCAGCUUGUCUCCUCACAUGAUGAGUGCUGCGAUUCUAAUAAGUGCAGCAGUGUUUUGUGUGCCACUGUGUCACCGAGCCAGCCCCCCCACACCGUUCCACUCCACCAUCCCAGCAGCAGCAGCCCUGUCUCGCUAUGCUGGCUUUAUCGCCGUCACACUGGUCUAAGGCCGAUUUGAUGGCACCAGUUUUCAGAUGCCCGGGUCACCGUGUUCAGUCACAUUACGAGAGAACUGAGGAACUUUUUUUGUCACUGCGAUGCUUUUUUUCCUGCCAGAGCUUGAGAUGAGAUGUGCACAGACAUUUUUUCUGUGUCAUCACUGUGAAAACCCUGCUCUGCAGCCACUUAUCAAACCUGACCGUGCACAUGGGUACUUAUACAUUUAAGAACCGCGUGCACACACACACCAGGGCACGCGCGCCCUCUUGACACUGACUGAAGGAGUGAUUUAUUGAUUGAGGUGCAGCUUUCUUAAACAAUUUGCAGCUGAGUGCAGCGAAGGUUAAUGCAAACCUCUGAACUGCUGCCAUCAUGCUUCAGUCCACACGUGUGUGUUUUACAUCCUGUGAAGGUGUCCUUAAUUUGAGAGUGGCUGGGACAUUAGCGCAUGGCUUAUUUCCUCGUUGCCUUGGAAACUAUGGCGCCGGGCGCAAGAUGUCCAUUUUGGCCGUCUUGUGAGCUUUGAGCUGUGUGGAGUCAGAGAGGGCUGUCAGAGUGUGUGGGCCGUGACGUGAGAGUGAUGAGUGGUGUUUCAUCCCAGAUGACUAUCUCCUCUGUGUCACUCAGCUGUGGGUCAGAGGGCCGCUGAGCUGCAGCUCAGAGGAAAACUGAGAAAAAUCCACAGAGUUGCUGUGAAUAGCAAAAUGGGACACGCUCGCAGCCCAUGUAAUUGUAAAGUACCGAUUAAUGGGAAUCGUAAAGCUGGAGCGCUGCUUAACACAGAGCUUCUCAUGAAUGCUUCAUAAAGGAGAAUAUCAGCGUUGUCGUGUGAAAACCUUCCAACUGCAGUUUUGAACAUCAGUGGAGUGAUUAUAUUUUAGUAUUUGUUCUUAGGCGCUACAGGCCGGUUUGGAAGUGAAACCUUUUCAGAACUCCAUAGGGUAGACUUUAAAAAAAAAAAUCUUGGUGUGACAAGUUCAAAAGAGGCCCUUUCUUUCUUAGAUCCUGAAAAGCUGACAUUUGGGGCUGUGGAAGGUUUUCAUCUGACAGCGACCAUAUUGCACUUUCAAAUACAGAUUUGUGUUUUGUGAACAAUCUGGGAUGUUGCGGCUCGUGUUGGGAUUUGGAAACUUCUGGAGAGACUUCAUGCCCUCGAGCGCUGUGGAAAACUCCCCUCCUGUUUUGUGAUGAGCGCCGACUCGGGGACUUGUGUUGUGGCCUGAACAAGCUCGUAACUAUUAAAGGAUGUGCUGACCUAGCAGCUGUGGUCCUCUCAGCGGACAUGCUUACAGUUAAGUUUCCGAACGCAUAUUCCCUGCUAUCCACAGCAGUCUAGCUUCCAGAUUUACUGUUUCUGGGAGCCUUGGCUCGGCAUCAUAUUCGCACUCUGGUGUGUGUGUGUGUGAUGUUUGUUUGAAGCUGGGCAGGGGCCACGGAGUACAUUUCAAUGCUUUGAAGUGUAAAUUCAGGUCUGGUUGGAGCACCUCAUGGAGGGCAGGGAAGAGAUAGCGACAGCCAUAUGUAUGUAGGCUGGUGGUUUGAUAAUGGAGUUGUCUAACCGCUUAUUUGUCUACUGAGGCAACAGAGCCCCCAGAGGACAUGAGGUCAAACCCUCACUGGAUGUCAACUCAGUGUCAAGUCAGACGGUGUCUGGUCUCGGAGAGGUGAAACUAGAGUAGAAAUCAGCGCUGACCCAGUUAAGGCUUCCCCGGCUGAGCUUUGAAUCAGACCUGGUACAUCCUCUCAAGUUUAGAAAAAGCUGAAGCGGUUGUAAACAGUCAUCAAUAUGAAAUAAACUUUUACUGGAGAUAUUGAUUUUUCUUUACCCUUUUUUGUCUCCACCCCCUCAUGUCAGCCAGUGAGGCAUGCUGCUUCUCUCAUUGGUGCUGAUUUAUUUAUCCGGUCUGGCCCUUAGUACCCUCAUUUCAUGUCUGCUCUCAUUUCUGCUCGCAGUCUAUGUGACACCAACCUUUCAAGUUAUAUUUUUAACCCUGAUGCUCGAGAACGGCUACGAGCGACGUUCGACGGGCACCGCAGUGGCCUCGAUUGUGCUCAAGCUGCGGCGUUUUCUGUGCGUCCCGUCAUGCCAGUGCCACAUUCGGUAGAGCCUGCUUACCACGCAACAGCUUCUGUCGCCUCUGGCUUCCCCACCCUCUGAGCCCAAAGGAAAUAGAGUGACGAGGGAGGACAGGGUAGACAGAAAUAGAGAAAGCGAAAGGAGAGAUAGACUGCAAAGGGACGAGGAUGACAGGAGGAAUGAAAGCUGACAAUGAGAGACAUCCUGUCACUCCAUAUCUGUACAGUUUUUUUACUCUACAUGUGCGAGUGUGUUUGCAUGCGUGUGCACCAGUGUAAGGCUCCAGCUCAGUGUGCGCUUGUGUAAUAGCCGCAUGAGUGGCAUAAGUAUGCAUAUUUAUGCAUACGUCCGAGUGGGCUGCGUGCGUGCUUGUGUGCACUCGAGUGCGCACGGUAUCCGUGUUUGUGUAUCUGUGUGCGGCAGAGAUAAAGACAUGAAGGAGGAAGGGCCGCUGUGGUGCUUAUAUGUCACCCAGCGCCAGAGGGGAAAUGACUCCUUUCUGUCCCCGACCCAAGGGAGGCAGAGGAGGAGCACGGCUGACUUCUCCUGCUUCUCUGCCUUUUCUCACCCUCUCCUUAAGAAAUGUAGCUAAAGCCUCAGUCACAGCCUCUCCCCCCUCUCUCUCCCUCUGAGUCACACACACACACACACUCGUAUGCUUGCUUGCUCACAGGAGUACGUCUUACAUUAUCCCCCCUUUCUUCCCCUCAUGCUUCUCAUCCCCUUAACCCUUCUGUUCUCCUCCUCCGCUCUUCUCUAUCUACCUCAUAUUUGGUGUUUCACCCCACCCACCUUCUCCUACUGCCAUUUUCCACCCCCCCCUGCAGCUAGAUGUUGUGAUUCUGCAUUAACCCCUUAAUCCUCCCAUACAUAAACAAGUACACGCGCAGUCGUGCUCCAGGUUAGCCCCCCUGCACCACUCCAAUCCUCUCUCAGGAAAAUGGAAAACAAACCCACAACAAACCAAGGCUUCUGAUAUUUCCUUCCCUCUGUUCAAUUAAACAUGGCCUCCAUCUGCUUCUUUGUUUCUCUUCAGCUUUUCUUCUGCAAUAUUGACUAUGGUUGUUCUUGUGAUUGUUUUUAAGACUGUGUUUUAACCUGUUAUAACCAGAGAUGUGCAUAUUAACACUGGAGGAACAUGUCACAGGGGUGUGUGCGCGCGUGUGUGUGUGUGUGUGUGAGAGAGAGAGAUGGUGUGUGUGGAGAACGGUGGAUUUGUUCUGCUUCAAGGUUCUGUGCCAAAUCUUUUUCAGAACAUUCGAUCUCUGUUCAUGUGCCAUACUGAGAAAUUUAUGAAAUAAAAAUAACGUUUUUUC